UUAAGUGAGCAGCGCACUUCUUAUUCCUGCCCAAUUUCCAACUUCCAAUUUCCAAACACUCGGAUCGUAGUUCCCUCCAUUCUUCCGAAAGAUAAACUAGCUAAUAGAAACCUAUGGGGACUUCUGUUGAUGCUGCAAUAAAGGAGGAAAAUGGAAAUAUAGCUGAGAAGAAGCCUACAGUUGUUUUUGUUUUGGGUGGCCCAGGCAGCGGAAAGGGUACCCAAUGUACAAACAUUGUCCAGCACUUUGGUUAUACUCAUCUCAGUGCUGGAGAUCUUCUUCGAGAAGAAAUCAAGUCUGGCUCUGAAAAUGGAACCAUGAUUCAAGACAUGAUUAAGGAGGGGAAGAUUGUGCCUUCAGAGGUGACAAUUAAGCUUCUUCAAAAAGCAAUGCAGGAAAAUGAAAAUGACAAAUUUCUGAUUGAUGGUUUUCCUCGUAAUGAGGAAAACCGUGCGGCAUUUGAAUCCAUUACCAAAAUUGAGCCACAGUUUGUCUUGUUCUUUGAUUGUUCUGAAGAAGAGAUGGAGAGGCGCCUUUUGAAUCGGAAUCAGGGAAGAGUAGAUGAUAACAUCGAGACAAUAAGGAAGCGGUUUAAAGUAUUUUUAGAAUCUAGUAUGCCGGUGAUCGAGUACUAUGGCUCUAAGGGAAAAGUUCGGAAGAUUGAUGCCAGUAAACCAGUUGAAGAGGUUUUUGAAGCAGUUAAAGCAAUUUUUACCCAGAAAGAUGAGAAGGCUGCAGUCUAGGUGUUGCAAUUGUGCCAGAGAUAUUGGAUCUAAUAUAUAUGAAGGUGAUGGUUUGUGUUGAUUGUGUGCCACUAUACUUAGUUGCAUGAGGUAUUAUUGUUUGCUGGGUAUUCUUUUUUUGUCCGAGAGGUUCGAUACUUAUCAUAGCUGACGACGGCGGUCUCAUGUAAUGAGAGGCGUUUAUACCUCUUUAUUCUUGCUGCCGUAUGUUCCAAUAACAAGGUUCACAAUAAAAUUAGCCUCCAUUUUUUGGAUGAUAAA
Molecule: messenger RNA, 1004 nt
Organism: Manihot esculenta (cassava)
Lineage: Eukaryota; Viridiplantae; Streptophyta; Magnoliopsida; Malpighiales; Euphorbiaceae
Product: UMP-CMP kinase 3
Exons: 10
Coding region: 114-743 (209 amino acids)
Biological process (GO): UDP biosynthetic process; CDP biosynthetic process; 'de novo' pyrimidine nucleobase biosynthetic process
Cellular component (GO): nucleus; cytoplasm
Molecular function (GO): UMP kinase activity; ATP binding
Source: RefSeq, a predicted model, not a curated record